Molecule: messenger RNA, 814 nt
Organism: Hibiscus syriacus
Lineage: Eukaryota; Viridiplantae; Streptophyta; Magnoliopsida; Malvales; Malvaceae
Product: putative 4-hydroxy-4-methyl-2-oxoglutarate aldolase 2
Exons: 3
Coding region: 110-703 (197 amino acids)
Biological process (GO): regulation of RNA metabolic process
Molecular function (GO): ribonuclease inhibitor activity
Source: RefSeq, a predicted model, not a curated record
AGAUUCUCUUUCCUACUUUGAAACCACAAACUCCCCUCUCUGUUUCAACUUUCACUUUGCAUCUUCUUUUGAAACCUUGACGAGUUCAGUUUCUAGGUGUUUGUAAUAAAUGGCUUUGGUUACAACUGCUGAAGUGUGUGAUGCAAAUCCACAGCUAAUUGUAGGUGGUGAACUUCGGGCCCUCCAACCGAUAUUUCAAAUAUAUGGUCGUCGCCCGGUCUUUUCCGGACCAAUAGUUACUCUUAAAGUGUUUGAAGACAACGUUUUGAUCCGUGAGUUCCUCGAGGAGAAGGGUAAUGGCAGAGUUCUGGUUGUAGAUGGGGGUGGUAGUUUAAGGUGUGCCAUACUUGGAGGCAACCCUGUGGUUCAAGCUCAGAAUAAUGGAUGGGCUGGAAUAGUGGUUAACGGCUGCGUAAGGGAUGUCGAUGAGAUUAAUGGUUGUGACAUUGGGGUCAGAGCUCUUCAUUCUCAUCCGAUGAAGGCCAAUAAGAAGGGAAUUGGGGAGAAACAUGUCCCAAUAACCAUUGCUGGGACUAGAAUCUGCGAUGGGGAGUGGCUUUAUGCAGACACCGAUGGUAUCCUCAUCUCAAGAUGGAGUUAUCGGUUUGACUUUAUGCCAUUCCACACUGGUAAGCUAUGUAAUGUGUUUCUGCCAUUCCACACUGGUAAGCUAUGUAAUGUGUUUCUGCCAUUCUGUUCCUGAGUUAAGAUUUCGAACCACGGAUAAAGAUGUGUGAUGUACUAUUAACUCUAGAUGAUGAAUGUAUGCUAGUCUGUAAUAAUGUUUUUGAUAAAUGAGAAUGGUUAAUAAUUU